Molecule: messenger RNA, 417 nt
Organism: Perkinsus marinus ATCC 50983
Lineage: Eukaryota; Perkinsozoa; Perkinsida; Perkinsidae
Product: l-allo-threonine aldolase, putative
Exons: 3
Coding region: 1-417 (138 amino acids)
Biological process (GO): L-threonine catabolic process; glycine biosynthetic process
Cellular component (GO): cytosol
Molecular function (GO): L-allo-threonine aldolase activity
Source: RefSeq, a predicted model, not a curated record
AUGAGACAAGUCGGUGUCGUAGCCUGUUGUGGCCGCAUUGCUAUCAACGACAUGGUGGAAAGGCUGGCUGAGGACCAUAAGCAUGCCAAAAUGCUCGCUGAAGGACUUGCAAGCAUUGAUGGAGUUGCCUGUGACGUGGACGCCACUGAGACCAAUAUGAUUCGUUGGGGACUGGACAGAAAGGUACAGGAUAGAGCCACGUGUGCUAAGGUCGUCGAAGCUCUCGCUAACAGUGAUGAGGUCUGCGUGAAGAUGAUAUGCAUUGAACGUGGAUCGGCGAUCAGGGCCGUCACUCACCGUCACAUAACGACCGACGAUAUUGUCAAGGCGAUCAAUAAGGUUCGCAAGGUGAUGGAAAAGGUAACGACUACGUGGCCUAAACUCACUACUGCUGAUCAUGUUUUGACCAUCGAGUAG